CUUCCUUCACCAAAUUCUCUUAUAUAUCGCUCUCUCUCUCUCUCUCUCUCUCUCUCUCUCUCUCUCUCUCUCUCUCUCUCUCUCUCUCUCCCACACGCUCUCUCCCACACGCUCUCUCCCACACGCUCUCUCAAAACUCAGAGUAACAAUGGCGGCACUCGUAGUUGACGCGGAGUACCUUAAGGAGGUCGAAAAGGCUCGCCGUGAGCUUCGUUCGCUCAUCGCUAAGAAGAAUUGCGCUCCGAUCAUGCUCCGAUUGGCGUGGCAUGAUGCUGGAACCUACGACGCCAAAUCGAAGACCGGUGGACCUAAUGGAUCGAUUAGGAACGAAACGGAGUACAGUCAUGGUGCUAAUAGUGGUUUGAAAAUCGCUCUCGAUCUCUGUGAGGACGUGAAAUCUAAACUUCCCAAGAUCAGUUAUGCGGACCUAUACCAGCUUGCUGGCGUGGUAGCGGUUGAAGUUACUGGUGGACCUGACAUCAGUUUUGUUCCUGGAAGAAAAGAUUGUAAUGACUGCACCGACGAAGGAAGACUUCCUGAUGCUAAUCAAGGUUUCAAACAUCUUAAAGAUGUUUUCUACCGAAUGGGACUGUCUGAUAAAGAUAUUGUGGCACUCUCAGGGGCUCAUACUCUGGGAAGGGCUCAUCCAGAGAGAUCAGGUUUCGAUGGACCAUGGACUCAAGAUCCUCUCAAGUUUGAUAACUCAUACUUUGUGGAAUUACUGAAGGAAGAAGAAUCCGAGGGCUUGCUGAAACUUUCGACAGACAAGACUUUGUUGGAAGUCCCAGAGUUCCGUCACUACGUUGAGCUUUAUGCAAAGGACGAAGAUGCAUUCUUCAGAGACUAUGCGGAGUCACACAAGAAACUUUCAGAGCUCGGGUUCACACCGACGUCUUCCAUCGCUAAGGCAAUAACAGAUAGCACCGUGCUCGCACAUAGUGCAGUCGGAGUCGCGGUCGCUGCUGCUGUUGUGGCCUUUGGCUACUUCUAUGAAAUUCGCAGGAAGAUGAAGUAAAUGAAUUAGAAAGAAGUAAAACCUAUAAACGAAUCCCCUUCCUAUCUCUGGUUUUUGUAAGCAUGCAUGAUGCAUUUAUCGAGAUAAUAUGAACUCCUAGAUUCUUAUAUUUCUGCAACAGUUUAACACAUUGAUCCAACAGUCGGCAUUAUUAGUGGUAUUAGUUUGGUUCGGUUUGUAUU
This is a messenger RNA of Eutrema salsugineum, 1197 nucleotides long. RefSeq names its product L-ascorbate peroxidase 3. The record is from RefSeq and is a predicted model, not a curated record. Gene Ontology annotation, biological process: cellular response to oxidative stress; response to reactive oxygen species; hydrogen peroxide catabolic process. Bases 149 to 1015 code for a protein of 288 amino acids. NCBI's taxonomy places the organism in Eukaryota, Viridiplantae, Streptophyta, Magnoliopsida, Brassicales, Brassicaceae. The transcript has 9 exons. Gene Ontology annotation, molecular function: heme binding; peroxidase activity.